Molecule: messenger RNA, 2289 nt
Organism: Linum tenue
Lineage: Eukaryota; Viridiplantae; Streptophyta; Magnoliopsida; Malpighiales; Linaceae
Source: the annotation of a GenBank genome assembly
AUGGUUUCUCAUUUCUGUGCCGAUUCUGAUAAAUUGUGCUCCUUUUUGUAUGCUGUGCAGCUGGAAGAAGCAUUCACCAAUGACACGAUGUGCUGCGAUUUGGGGCGGUUAGAGCCUGACGAGUCUCCAUCUCAAUCUCCAUCUCCAUCUCCAUCUUUGAUUACUCUCGAGGAAAGCAGUAGAGACACCACCAUGAACAAUCAUCACCAUCAGCUGACGAUUUCGACCGAAGAUGCUCUGGCCAGCUUGCUCGAGCUAGCAGCCAAUGACGACGUUGAGAGCUUCAAGCUCUCGAUCGAGCGCGACCCUUGUUGCGUGGAUGAGAUCGGGCUGUGGUACUGUCGUCGAAAGGGGUCCAAACAGAUGGUCAACGAGCAGAGAACCCCGUUGAUGGUUGCAGCAACUUACGGCAGUGUUGGUGUGAUGAAGCUGAUUCUCGCCUUCUCUCAAGCCGACAUCAACCAAGCCUGCGGAGUGGACAGCACCACCGCACUUCACUGUGCUGCUUCUGGUGGUGCCGCGAGUGCUGUCGAUGCAGUCAAGCUCUUGUUAUCAGCUGGCGCUGAUCCUAAUGUGUCAGAUGGCAAUGGCCUGUGUCCGGUUGAUGUCAUCGUUGUUCCACCAAGGCUGCAAGAGAUUAAGCUGGCCCUGGAACAGCUGCUUUCCCCUGAUCAAGGUUCGGUGGUCGAGAGGAGUAAUCUGAGGGUUCUCACUGCCAACACCAAUCACAGUAACUCCCCGCCUCUCUCCCCGUCCAUGGAGAAUAAUGGUGCAGAUUCUCCCAUGAAGUACGCUAAGCUCGACGCGCCACCAGCUUUGUUCGAGAAGAAGGAAUACCCUAUCGACCCAUCGUUACCGGACAUCAAGAACAGCGUGUACUCAACCGACGAAUUCAGGAUGUAUUCGUUCAAGGUCCGGCCAUGCUCUCGUGCCUACUCCCAUGACUGGACCGAGUGCCCUUUUGUCCACCCGGGCGAGAACGCACGACGAAGGGACCCUAGAAAGUUCCAUUACAGCUGCGUCCCUUGCCCCGAUUUCAGGAAAGGAGCGUGCCGACGUGGAGACAUGUGCGAGUAUGCUCAUGGUGUGUUCGAAUGCUGGCUUCACCCUGCUCAGUAUCGCACCAGGCUGUGCAAAGAUGGCACCAACUGUGCCAGGAGAGUCUGCUUCUUUGCUCACACCGUCGAAGAACUUCGACCUUUGUAUGUUUCAACUGGCUCAGCUGUUCCUUCCCCUCGCUCAACCGCUGCUACCGGGAUGGAUUUUGCUGCUGCCAUGAGCAUGCUGCCGCCUGGCUCUCCUUCGUCGCCCUUCACUCCCCCGAUGUCUCCGUCUGGUAACAAUGGCAUGUCAAAUCCUUGGGGGUCACAACAGCAACAGCCGAAUAACGUUCCUGCAUUGCAUCUGCCUGCGGGAAGUACCAAUCUCCAGUCGAGCCGGCUGAGAUCGUCCCUUCACGCGAGGGAUAUCCCCAAUGGAGGGGACUACAAUGGCAUGCUACCGGAUUUCGACAUGCAGAUCUUCAACGAGCUAUCUGCUCUCAACAAUAACAACAACUCAUUGAACCGAUCUGGACGCAUGAAGAUUCUGACUCCAUCAAACCUCGACGACCUCUUCUCCGCCGAGAACUCAUCCUCCUCUCCUCGGUAUGGCGAUCAAGGGCUGGUCUUCUCCCCAACUCACAAGUCAUCGCUGCUGAAUCAUCAGUUCCAGCAGCAGCAGAACAUGUUGUCUCCCAUCAACACCAACUUCUCCCCGAGGAGCGUCGUUGAUCACCCCGGGGCAGCGCUGUUGCAGCAGAUGUCGUCGCCACGCGAGCCCAUCUCGCCUAUGAGCGCUCGGAUUUCCCUGCUAGCUCAGCGGGAGAAGCAGCAGCUGCGGAGUCUGAGCUCGAGGGAGCUGGGGUCGAACAUUUCCUCCUCGCUCCUCGGUGGUGGUGGGGGGUCACCAGUGCAUCUGUCAAGGUGGGGCUCGUCCAGCGGGAGGCCUGACUGGACUGCUAGCGCCGACGAACUGGGGAAGCUCCGGAGGUCGAACUCGUUCGAGCUCGAGAGUGGGGACGAGCCGGACCUGUCGUGGGUUCAGUCGCUGGUGAAGGAGUCCCCAUCUGAUAUGAAAGAGAAGAUGAUGAUGUCAAUGCCAAUGCAGCAGGCUGGUGGCAGCAGCGUUCCUUCUUCAGGUGAGAGCAGUUCGAACUCGAACCUGCAGACGAUCGAGUCGAUCGACAACGCCAUGGGAGCGUGGAUUGAGCAGCUCCAGAUUGAUCAGCUUGUGGCUCAGCAGAACUGA